CAUGAGGCUUCAAAAACGGGUCGUUUGUCUGGUUCUGCAGCCACAGAAGAAAAAAAAGUGCAAUCAACCACAGAAUCAUUUUCAUGUUUGCAGUUGCUGAGUGCAGACAGGUGGAACCUCUGGCGGCCUCCCAAAGUGGUCCCUGGUGAUACCGCUCAUGGUUUCUAUAUCUGAGUCUGUUCUACUCGUGAGCCCUGCUCACUUGAACCAACCACAAGUGAGCCCACCCAUUUUGCAACUUUUUCACGCUGUCUCUCAAGUCUCACAUCUCUUGUUUGUCUCCGCCGCCUUUGAAUCAACACCCUCUGACGACUUCUGGAGGACAUUCCAGACCCUCAGGCAUUUUUUUGUAUUAAGUUACUGAAAGAGCACUGUAGCUAUGGAUGCUAGGGCUAAGGAUGGACAUCCCUUUGUGUAUGUGGUGGACAGCCACGCCGGCCUGCCUCCAGUCCCACCCAGGCUGAGACCGAAGCGACGAAGGGCAGGGGCGGCACAGACCCUGCUGUUCCUGCUGGUCGUCGUGGCGCUGUGUGGCAUGGCCCUAGAGGCCUGCUUCCUCUACCACCUCUACACACUUGAACCUGCUGCCUCAGCAUCCUCCUCUCAGCUCACUGGAGGGGAAGAAGGAACUUCUCCCACUGACUGGCCCAGCUAUGAUGUCCUUCCUUCCAAACCAGUUGCACAUCUGACAGAUGGACAAGAUGUAGUUCAUGGACAACAGAUCAUGUCAUGGAGCCAGACCGCAAACCCCAUCUGCUACGGAAUGGAAUACAGAAACGGAAGUCUCAUCAUUCAGAAGGAGGGUUUUUACUAUGUCUAUUCAAAGGUCUUCUUCAGAAAUGGUGGUCCAUUUCACCACACCGUUGACAAGAAUACUGAAAGGUAUAGUCAAAAAAGCAUUACCCUGCUGAUGUCCAGGACAUACUCCACAAAGACUGAGAGCAACAGUUACUUGGGUGGAGUGUUUCUCCUUUACAAAGACGAUGCUCUGUGUGUGAAAGUCAGCAACCCAGCAAGAAUUAAGCGCCACCAUUCCUAUGAGAACAUCUUUGGCGCCUUCAUGAUAUAAACAUCGCAUUGAACAUCGCCGUCCCAAUCGCCACAAAGCUAAAAGUUCGGAGUUUAAUCUCUGAAUGUUACGUGUCUUGUCGCCGAGAGAAACUUUGAUAUAUUGUUCGGUCUUUCCAAUUUUCAUCUCGCUACUGAAUUUAAGCAUCAAAAGUACAAACAUUUCUUAUCACUCUUGCUGUAAAAUACACUGCGCACUAUUAAUUUAUUAUUCCUUCAGUGGUAGAUUGAAUGACUGCUGUAAUUACGCUGUAUUUUUUUUUUGUACGACAAUGUACGACUGUUUAUCAUGUUAAUAAACAGACAAUCAUUCAA
Scophthalmus maximus (turbot) is the source of this 1383-nucleotide messenger RNA. RefSeq names its product TNF superfamily member 14 (gene tnfsf14a). Gene Ontology annotation, cellular component: membrane. The transcript is spliced from 4 exons. Gene Ontology annotation, biological process: immune response. Gene Ontology annotation, molecular function: tumor necrosis factor receptor binding. The coding region runs from base 380 to 1069 and encodes 229 amino acids. Lineage: Eukaryota; Metazoa; Chordata; Actinopteri; Pleuronectiformes; Scophthalmidae. The record is from RefSeq and is a predicted model, not a curated record.